CAGGAGUGGCGAGUCGUAUAUUAAAGCUCUAGCGUCGUGUUGAACCGGUUCGGAAGGAUUUUAUAGGAGGAACGGAAUGUUAUUAAUACAUGUUAUCGAUGUAGAACGAAUUCUAUACAAGUCCAUAAACAUAGUGAACUAGAGGUUUAGUGAUUUCGGCUAGCAGUAGAGGUGGCACUUUUUCUUUCGGUGAUGUGAUGAGUGUGCAGUUACCAUACAUUUAUCUCAUAAACAAAAUAGUGACAGAACGUUACGUGAUUCGGUUCUAUGUAGACUUUUCGUUUCGGAAAUAUUGUGUUUAGUUAGAAUUAGACAUUCCCUGGUUUAUUUUUGUGCAAGUGCUUGCUCGUAGCCUGUUGAACAGUCUUUGAAAAACUGACUAGUGACUCGUGAAAACUCAAAUUAAAAGGUUAAUCAGGGCGAAUCGAUUCCCUGUUUAACACCAAGUAAAUGUCGGAUACAAAAGGAUUUUUCAUCACCAAUGCCAAGUGUUAGUUUUUUUGACAAACAUCAGAAAAUGUUCCAAGAUCUCACGUAAACUGUUCUUCUUUUGGGGGGCCUCAGGACGAAAACGCAAAAUGCCCACAAUGCUUUCAACAUUAGAAGAGGAAGCCAGUAAUUUCGACGGCUUCCCUUCGCACGUUGACACUACUGCAAUUACUGUGGUACCCCCAAGUCCACCAAAAAAGCCGCUCAAAACAUUUGCCGAUAUACAGAUAUUGGUCCAUCAGGGCCGGAAGCAAGAUGUUAAAAACAUCAUAAGAAACAACAACUGGCCCGUAAACGACCCGAUAAGGGGACACCUUUGGCCAGUUUUAUGUUCUCAGCACAUGAACAAUAGUAAAUCCAUGGAUGGAUUCUAUUGGGACAUGGUUAAACAAGUAUUUGGAACCAAUGAGCUGUCUGACAAACCUGUAUCAUUACCGCCUUUUGUCGAACCGUCUCAUUGUCAUUCGUACUUUUUGACUCAUCGUGGAAGAUGUAUUGCUGACAGAGUUGUGUCUGUGCUCGGUUAUUCCUGUCCUGACAUUGUCUACAGCCCGACGAUUUAUCCAAUCUGUGCCAUCCUCCUUCACUUCAUGUCAGGUAAGCUUUACUUUAUUCUCUCAUUGUUUCUGUUUACUUAUAUUAUCCAAAAAUAACCGAUACUUCAAAGU
Messenger RNA from Agrilus planipennis (emerald ash borer), 1157 nucleotides. RefSeq lists its product as uncharacterized. The record is from RefSeq and is a predicted model, not a curated record. The transcript is spliced from 2 exons. Lineage: Eukaryota; Metazoa; Arthropoda; Insecta; Coleoptera; Buprestidae. The coding region runs from base 579 to 1142 and encodes 187 amino acids.